GUUGGCAAUACUGUUUAUUGACACGCUCCUAGGCGCUCAUAGGAUAUGAUUAGUUCUUGUAAGGUUUGUGAAUAAAGGCGUGGUUUUCAUGGUACUGUUGUGAAAGAAAUACUUUACUUUUUGAAUUACAUUUCAUACCGAAAGGAUUUUGUGACAUUAAGAUGGCUGGAAGAUUACCUGCGUGUGUAAUUGAUGUGGGAACUGGAUAUACCAAGUUGGGAUUUGCAGCAAAUAAGGAGCCUCAGUUUAUCAUUCCAUCAGCUAUUGCCAUUAAGGAGUCUGCAAAAGUUGGAGAUCAAGCAAUACGCAGGUUGACCAAAGGUGUUGAAGACUUGGAUUUCUUUAUAGGAGACGAGGCAUUCGAUGCUACUGGCUAUGCAGUUAAAUAUCCUGUGCGACAUGGUUUGGUUGAAGACUGGGACCUCAUGGAACGGUUUCUCGAGCAAUGUAUCUUCAAGUAUCUUCGUGCAGAACCAGAAGAUCACUAUUUCUUGCUUACAGAACCACCUCUCAACACCCCAGAGAACCGUGAAUACACUGCAGAAAUAAUGUUUGAGUCAUUCAAUGUUCCUGGUCUGUAUAUUGCUGUGCAGGCAGUUCUGGCUUUGGCUGCUUCUUGGGCAUCUCGAUCAGUGAGUGAACGCACUCUCACAGGAAUAGUUGUCGACAGUGGAGAUGGAGUGACUCAUGUUAUCCCUGUAGCUGAAGGUUAUGUGAUUGGCAGUUGCAUCAAGCAUAUUCCCAUAGCGGGCCGCAACAUAACCUAUUUCAUCCAGUCACUUCUAAGAGAACGUGAGAUUGGUAUUCCCCCAGAACAAUCCCUGGAAACAGCCAAAGCUAUCAAAGAAAGAUUUUGUUACAUAUGUCCAGAUAUUGCAAAAGAGUUUGCAAAGUAUGAUUCUGAUUCUUCCAAGUGGAUGAAGAAAUAUGAGGGUAUUAACUCCGUCACCAAGACACCAUUUGUAGUGGACGUUGGUUAUGAGCGAUUUUUGGGACCAGAAAUUUUCUUUCACCCAGAGUUCUCAAAUCCAGAUUUCACUACUCCUCUCUCAGAGAUUGUGGACACGGUGAUUCAGAAUUGUCCCAUUGAUGUUAGGAGGCCCCUGUACAACAAUAUUGUACUGUCUGGUGGAUCUACAAUGUUCAGGGACUUUGGACGUCGCCUACAGAGAGAUAUCAAAAGGACUGUAGAUGCACGUCUGCGUCUUAGUGAGACUUUGAGUGGUGGUAGAAUCAAGCCAAAGCCUAUAGAUGUUCAAGUUAUCUCUCAUCACAUGCAACGAUAUGCUGUGUGGUUUGGAGGGAGCAUGUUUGCCUCCACGCCUGAAUUUUACCAGGUCUGCCACACAAAAGCAGCGUAUGAGGAGUAUGGGCCCAGCAUAUGCCGACACAAUCCAGUAUUUGGUACCAUGACGUAAACAUGAGCUGAAUAUUAAAAACAAGAAUUACAGGUUUCUGAAGUAGUCUGUUACAAGGCCUCUUUGGACGUAAAUGUGUGACCGCUGUCACAUAACAUCUGCUUAAGAAAUCGUCAAAAUACUGAUAUGAAUUAUGUCAUUGUUUGCAGGAAAUUUUUUUAUUUUGCCUCAGACAUGUUAGGCAAGUAGGACAAGAAUGUGAACUCUAAUUAUUUCCUCUAUAAUAAAUGAAGAGAAAUAAAUUGAGUAAAUUCCCAUGUCUAGAUUACAGAUUUGAAAUUUACGAUGUAUAUUUUAAAAUUAGAUGCUUUAAAAGUGGAUUUCCAUCAGUUCAUAACAAGGUUUUUUUCUGUCAGUGUUCAUAUAAUAAACAAAGCAGAUAGUUGUUUUUUGAACUUCAAGAAUAACAAAUGCAGUAAUAAGGUACAGUGGAACCUCGCUUAACGAGCAUAAUUUGUUCGAGAAUCUUACUCGUAAUGCGAAAUACUUGUUAAGCUAAA
Cryptotermes secundus is the source of this 1918-nucleotide messenger RNA. It is a transcript of the gene Arp3, whose product is annotated as actin-related protein 3. Gene Ontology annotation, molecular function: actin filament binding. NCBI's taxonomy places the organism in Eukaryota, Metazoa, Arthropoda, Insecta, Blattodea, Kalotermitidae. The coding region runs from base 162 to 1418 and encodes 418 amino acids. Gene Ontology annotation, biological process: Arp2/3 complex-mediated actin nucleation. The record is from RefSeq and is a predicted model, not a curated record. Gene Ontology annotation, cellular component: actin cortical patch; Arp2/3 protein complex. The transcript is spliced from 9 exons.